Messenger RNA from Boeremia exigua, 534 nucleotides. Its product is annotated as thioredoxin-like protein. NCBI's taxonomy places the organism in Eukaryota, Fungi, Ascomycota, Dothideomycetes, Pleosporales, Didymellaceae. Bases 51 to 371 code for a protein of 106 amino acids. The transcript has 3 exons. The record is from RefSeq and is a predicted model, not a curated record.
ACAGUCGAGCACCAGUCAGCUUUUGUGACUUCUACUGCAUUCCAUCAGCUAUGUCUUUCAACAAAGUCACUACCGAGGCGGCGCUCCGGAAAGCGCUUGCGGAGAACAAGUCUGCUGUCGUUGUCUUUGGGGCGGAGUGGUCGCCUAUCUCCAAGGUUACCAAGCAGACCUUCGAGAAGAAUUUGGGCAAAUACAGCUCAACUCACUUUGUCUGGAUUGAUAUCGAUGAGGCGCCACCGCUUCAGAAGGCAUACACGAUUGAAGCCAUUCCCACUACUCUGGGUUACAAGGGCAAAUCUGAAGUGAACAAAUACAUUGGUCCCAUGAAUACGGAUUCGCAGCUUGACACCUUUGUCAAGAAGACUCUUUGAGUUAAGGGUAGAGCAGGUGCUUACCUAGGUAGGCAUGCUUGGAUUGGAUGUUUUCAGCAAGUGUUAGCAACUGUUAGGCAGAAUGAAUAGCGAGUGGUGUAUGAUCGCGUGCUCGGUUGCUUCUGAGACGGGUCAUGGUGUGCUGUUCUUCGGUUCUCAUCUA